AUGUGCUGCUUCGUCGGUAGUAUCUGGCCCAAUUCGUCAGAUUUUGAAACAAAUUCGCAAUCUUCAUACCAUCCUUCCUCGGUCGAUCGAAAAUUUCCAGCAAAGGCUCGCAACUCCUUUGCUCCAUCUGUUCUGUAUAAAUUGUUUGACCUCGGCCAUCCUAUAGUACUGAUAAUGGCCGGCAGCGGUGGCAACUCGUCAUCGAACCCUAGCAUAGCGCCCAAAAUAUUGCUCGCUAAGCCGGGGCUCGUCACCUCCGGCAAAUUCAACCGCGGCGGCGGCGGCAGCGGCGCAGCCGAGGAGGACCCGGCAACGAUACGUUCGCGGCUUCCACCUCUUGGGUCUCUCAAUCUCCUUUCGGACUCGUGGGAUUUCCAACCCGAUCGAUUUUUGCCGUUUUUAACUGAUAACACUGAUUUCAUCGUGGUGGGAGUAAUUGGUCCACCAGGGAUUGGAAAGUCGACGGUUUUGAACGAAAUCUAUGGUUUCGAUUCUUCUUCACCUGGCACGUUGCCUCCUUUUGGUGUACAAUCAGAUGAAACAAGAGCAAUGGCUCGGCAUUUAACUGUAGGAAUUGAGCCCCGGGUUUCAUCCGAGAGGAUCGUACUUCUUGAUACUCAGCCUGUGUUUAGUCCUUCAGUUUUAGCCGAGAUGGUUAGGCCCGACGGGUCAUCUACUGUAUCCGUUAUAAGUGGUGAACCCUUGUCUGCAGAGCUAGCUCAUGAGAUGAUGAGUAUCCAGCUUGGUGUCUUGCUUGCAUCCAUUUGCCACAUAAUUAUCGUGGUUUCAGAGGGAGUUCACGAUGCUUCCAUGUGGCAGUUGAUGUUAACGGUCGAUUUAUUAAAACACGCUAUACCUGAUCCAUCCUCUGCAACACUCUCUCAUUUACAAAUAUCAACUAUUAAUUCCGACAGAGAAAAUAUCACCAACAAACCUCUCGAUAUUGGAGAUGAAUAUAUUGCUACGCCCAUUUUUGUUCAUAUGAGUGUUCGUGACUGCGACAAUACACCGAGCAAUUUUCAGAAAAUGAAGAAGGCACUUGCACGGUGUUUUAGCACUUCUUCAUUUGUGAGAUCAAAAGGCCAAAAUGCAUUAAAGGACAAGGAUUCGGAUAUAGACUUGAAACUGUUUCUUGUUCCAUUCAAGGGCAAAGAUGGCGACUCGAGGGCAAUGUAUGAGAGCUAUUUCUCUGUUCUCUGGAAGCUAAGGGAUCAGGUUCUUUCUAUGAACACCCCUUCUUUCUCAAGAACUGUUUCCGAACGCGACUGGUUGAAGAAUUCUGCCAAGAUAUGGGAACUCAUCAAACAUUCUCCGGUUAUUGCCGACUAUUGUAAAACGCUUCAAAGUUCUGGAUUGUAUAGGAAGUAG
Messenger RNA from Striga hermonthica, 1368 nucleotides. The record is from the annotation of a GenBank genome assembly. NCBI's taxonomy places the organism in Eukaryota, Viridiplantae, Streptophyta, Magnoliopsida, Lamiales, Orobanchaceae.